ACCUACAAAGGGGGAAUGUAUCUCGUUUACGGGUGCCUUGGCGUUUUCUAUGGAAACUUGUACCACUGUUGGUUGUACGUUCGAUAUUUGGUGCUUCGUUUUUUCUCUUGAACUUUAUUUUUUGAUGCCCCUUCUCAUCGUGCCACCUCUGUCUCUCUCUGGCACAUCAUUGUGUUUCACUUCCAUGGAACAGACGGUUUGCCGGGGGCCUCCACAUCUUUCUUUGAAAGAGGUUGCACCGGCAUUCAAGGGGUAAUAUUCUUACAGAUGAUUUGGAGCAUGAUGUUCAAUGCCUUUCUAUUUGCCUUUUUCUACUCACUUCUUUCGAAAAGUGAGUUUCGAUCGUCUCAGAUCAUUUUUACAAAUAAAUUGUUGAUUAACAUCGUGGAGGGAGACAAAAUGGAGGGAAAUCGAGCCUACGUGAGAUUGCAGUGUUACGAUAUUGAUAGUGCUCACCCCUUAGUGGAGGCCCACGCCAGAAUGUAUGUCCUAGACCACAAAUUAAAAAUGCACCCCCUCCGCUUGAUGGAUCCUAACGAUGACCUCGGAGGAGUUUUGUAUCCAAGUGUCCCGGCCGAUAUCGUCCAUCACAUUGAUUGUCACAGCCCACUGUCGCCGCAACGAUUGCCCUUCGUGGAACGGAGCAACGGGCUAGUUCUCCGCACGCUCGACUCUUCCACCGGAAACCGUGAUCAAAUUAUCUGUCCUGUAUGCGGGGAAGCCUAUGGGACCUAUGAACGAUUGAAGAAACACGUCGAAUACAAUGCCAUGAUCGAGGCCAAAGAGGGUGAUUAUCCGACAGAAAGAUCUCACGUGGGUUUCCAAUUUCCCGUCAUAAAGCCACUCACACUCGACGAUGUUCGCAGUCACAUCGAAGAAACAUUGAGUGAGAUCAUAGUCGUGGUGGAAGCUAUCGAUCCCCAGCUAUCGGGGACCUUUCAAUCGCUUCAGAGUUACAAAUACGAAGAUAUUGUAUUUGGGUCGGAGUUUGCAAAGUGUAUGUCGGUAAACAAGGAGCGAACGGAGUUCCUCGUGGACAUGCAACAGUUCCAUAAAACCUACAAAAACAAUCCUUCUAUCAAACAUAACAUUUUCGAUUCCAUAAAACGGACGAAGAGUGACAAAACCGACCCAUCUACUGAGCAUAGAGUUUUCGACUCGAUGAAACGAUUGAAAAGUGAUAAAUCAAUCGAAAACAGAAGAUUCUUGUUAUCCCACAUCUCUGAAGAUACCUUCGAGGACGAUGUUUCCGAAUAUCAUGAACAAGAUAUUGACCUGGACGAUGAUGAGGUGUCCUUAGAAAACGGUGGCACUUAUUUUAGUAGGAGUUACAAUACUUUUUCGAGUUUACACAACCCAUCAGGUAAUCUUGCCAGCAUUUUCACUGGGCGCUUUCAUUCGAGCCAGUCAACCAGAAGGUCCUCUACAUCUUCAAUUCUGAGUACUAACAGUUCUAUCACUGUUUCGGAAGAGGAGAUCAAUACAUCUAUGAGCCAAAAACGGCCAACUUACGAUAGGCUGCCAUCAUAUUCAUCUCAUGUGUGAUAAUCAUGGAAACUAAAAAAGAUAUCUGUAC
Pseudo-nitzschia multistriata is the source of this 1576-nucleotide messenger RNA. The record is from the annotation of a GenBank genome assembly. Lineage: Eukaryota; Bacillariophyta; Bacillariophyceae; Bacillariales; Bacillariaceae.